AUCGAAAAGCGGAAGUUAGUGAAAUGUAAACACAAAAAUCAAAAUAACGAACUAUCCCAUUGCAUUUUGCACAUGUGGUUAACGUUAGAAAAUAUGUAAUAAAAACAAUAUGUUAAGCGAAUGCUUCUGACUGAUAAUUCAUUUCAAUUUUCGAGAGACGGGUGUCAGUCUUAAAAAGAAAAAGUUGCGAAACUGUUGGAUGUUAACGACGAUGUUUGUAACGCGUCACCUUUUAGAGUGAAAAAUGACUUUUUUAGUGACAGUGCAUUAAAAGGAGUGUCUUACAACUUUUCGAAUCUUUCGGUGAAAAUAAUGUGAAAUAAAGUUAGUGAAGUGGCGUUCGAGACUUUUAUGUUUGGCAGGAUGUUCUUGUACGAGUACGAGAGGGGUCGAACCUUCCAUCCGCCCUCUGUGCCGUGCCUGCGGACCUACCGUGUUGAUUCAUUCAAACGGAGAAAAAGAAGUGUAUCGGCACCGCACGUACGGACAUACAAGAUGAUUGAGGGAGGAAUUGAGUACUCGGGUUAUAUCGACAUUAAACAACCGCCAAAGAUCAAAGGAAGAAAACUCAAGUCGUGGAAGAAAAAAUGGGUCAUCGUUCACGAGAUGUCCAUGCGAUCCGCCGACAGGUCUGCGGCAAAGGUCGACGUAUAUGCCGACGAGAAGACUGCUAGAAAUUCUCCCGCCGACAAGCAGACGUUUAUACUAGAAUUUGUAACAGACAUUCGCACCGCCAAAUCAAAGACGCAUGCACACGCUUUCGAAAUCGUGGAAAAAGAACCCGUCCUUCUCUUAGCUGGAGAGACCGAGCUUGACACUCAGACAUGGAUUUCAACUUUCAGAAAGAUCUUCUUCCCACAGCAAGAAGAAAAUGCUGUGUUUCCGGUUUUGAUUAUCUCCAACGACCACGCCACGAGACUGUCGUUAGCGGGGAGCUACUCUAUGACUGUUAACCCGGAAGUGAUCGCCAUUGUCAGCGAGAAACAGAACUCCUAUGAAUGGUCUUUGACCAUGUUGAAACGGUUUCAUCUGGUGAAAGACACCGAAAACCCGACUAUUGAAAUUCUGACCAUCGAAUGCGGACCGAAAUCAGAAUGUGGUGAAGCGAUUUUCCAGUUCCGUUCCGAACAUGUCGCCAAAAUUCUUGCCACAAUCAAAGCAAACAUUUACAUAGCACUUAAUCGCCAGAAAGCAAAGAGACGAGACAAACUAAGUUCGGUUGCUGAAAAGUCUGUAACUAGCAAUAAGGGAAAUGUGGAAAGUGCAUGUCGCACGAGGAGUGGAACUUCCGGUAGCGUGGAACAACGUUACAAAGACCUUCUCGAGACUUCGGCAACUACUUCCAAUAAGCAAAUAACAUCAAGAACUUCUGACAACAGUCUUGAGACGGGAAGUGUUCAUUCAGACGACGCCAGAGACGCUCAGCGAAAAAAGCGACAGAGUGUUACAUUUGAAGCCACUGCAAUUAAUGAGUGUACAUCAACAGGAGACCUUCUGUCCUCUCCUGUUGAAGUUGCUGACGAAGAAAAGGCGUCUGAUUAUAACACAGUUGAAUUUCAUCUUCCGAAAAGUACACCACCAGUUGGUAACAUUAUAUCGACAUUUACAGUAGCUAAGCCGGGUUAUGAAACAAAAGUUCUUUUAGAUGAACAUGGUUACAGCCAUGUGGACAUAAAGAACUCAAAACCUGUAUUCUUUGACGAUAAAACCAGAUCAUUGUCAAACAUGUCAUCCCAUUCCUCCGUGUCAUGUCGCUCCGCGUCUGUUGGAUCCAGAGAUUCUGGAAUUUUAUUCUCCGUGGUAGACAAAGCUGCUCAGUUUGAACGCGGAGUAGCCUCAAAUCGUUCUACAAAUUCCUUCGAUAGUGCAGUCUCCACUUCAUCAACGGUGGAAGGAAAAGAAACUAGUCCAGUAAAUUCCAAUGCUACAUCUUUGACCGUCGAAAUUCAAGAAGUAGAAGUUACAGCUGCAGAGUUCAAGAAUGCAAACGGAAACAUAAGGAGUGAGGUAACUGAUACAGCUGACAACGGAAUUUACCAAGACGUUUCAAUAGACGAAAACACAAGUGAUAUCAAAGACAGUACAGAAAAUGCAUACGCACGUGCAAAACCAAAACUUAGAAAAUGUAACUCUACCGGUGACUUCAAAACGGAUGAAAAAGAAAAUGAAUAUGAAGACCUAGAUAAUUUCAGAAAAGGCAAAAAGAAUUUGGUGAAACAUCUUGGAAUGGAUCCUAAAAUUGAUCCCAAGUCUGUCCCACCGUCACUUCCGGAAAGACCAUCAUCCCAUAAAAUAAAACGGAAGUUCAAUAACGGUGAAAAGAAACUCUUUACACUCCCGUUCGCAAAGAACAAAAACAGAAAACAGAAAGAACGUACAAUCAGUUUGUCAUCAUCCAGUGAUUCAGAUUCAGAGAGUACAAGAGGUAGUAACAAAAAUGACGAUAUAACUGUUAAAGUAUGGCCUCUUGGAAAUAAGUCGGUUAUUGCUGGGAACGAAGAUUUGUAUCAACCAAUCGCAAUCGAGAGAUUUUUGAAAGAUAACGACGGCAUGACCGUACCUCAGAAACGGGAAAGAAGCAGUUCUUUGAAUUUAAAUAUGUCGUCUGCGAUUAAACGUCCCACAGCAGGUUCAGUGCGUGCAUCAGAACCCGUCGACAAAAGAAAUUCACUGUGGAAACAUAAUAGAAACGUUUCUAUGCAGGUGGAUAUGCUUAACAGGAGUAAUAACCCUAUGAACUUGAAACAGAAUUUUGAUAUGUCUUUGCAGCCAGAACUACUCAGCCGCGAUAUCGACCGCAACAUGUCUAAAAUCAAUAGUGAAAAUGAAAAAACUGAUGAUAGUAUUGGUAUGGAGUCUGACGACGAACCAAUCUACGCUGAAGUUGGACCAACAACAAGACCGUCAUCUGAUGAGAUUGAAAACCCUUUUCCCGAUUUAACAGUGUGGACGCCAGCAGAUAUAAGUGAUGUUGCUGAAGUUACCGAACUAGAUGAAACUAAAUAUGAAAAUGACGAGUCAAUGGAAUCAUUGGACAAUGCUGAAAAGGGCGAUAUGUUGAAUCAAGGCUUUGUGUUUGAGGAUGAAAUCAAAAAUUGUGAUAAAUGCGAUAAAGAAAAUGUGUUGAUAGAUUUAUCUGUGACAGAGUCUAGUGAUACCGUUAACACCACAAAAAGUGCUGUCGAUAUUUUCAAUAUGGGUAUGGGUAUGAGUUUGUUAGAAACAUCUUCUGUACCAGUAGAAAAGGAAAAUUCAUUGACUUUGAAUAGCGCUGUGAAUUUUAUAGACAUUUUUCAUCUCGGUUGUGGAACACCAUUACCUCCGAGCAGUUCUAAUUUAAUGGACAAGAGUUUUAUACCAGUUACAUCAGUGUCAUCAAAUAGUGCAUCCGAUACUUUGGUUUCACAAACAAACACACCUGUGGUGUCGUCUAGCGAAAGUGGACGAGCUCAAGAGAGUAUAUAUAUGGAUAUGAGCUCUUGUAAAAAUGAAAGCAUUUACGUCCUGCCAUCUUCAUUGAAACGAUAAACGAAAUAUAAAAAUAUGCAGGAAUUGUUAUAGUGUCAGUUUUAAUUGAAUUCUUGAAUACCACAGAAAGAGUCUUUUGUAUCUGAAAGUUUUAUUGAACUUAUUUAUAAGCCAUAUGGGAUUUUUUGCAAGUUUGGUAUUUGAUUCAGUGUUAAGGGCAGAGCUCAUUACGUUUUACAGUUAUGCUGUAAAUACUCAUGAUUUAACAAAUUCAUUUAAAUUGUGAAUGCAUUGAAUGUGUUGUAUACAAAUGUAUAUGAAUGAAAAGAGAUUAUUGUAAAUAAUUUUGUGCCAUAUUGUUUACGCUUGUUACAGAUUGUUUACGAUAUGUUAAGAUAAUAUAUAAAAAGUCGAAACC
Messenger RNA from Mercenaria mercenaria, 3886 nucleotides. RefSeq lists its product as uncharacterized. The transcript is spliced from 5 exons. The coding region runs from base 352 to 3528 and encodes 1058 amino acids. NCBI's taxonomy places the organism in Eukaryota, Metazoa, Mollusca, Bivalvia, Venerida, Veneridae. The record is from RefSeq and is a predicted model, not a curated record.